This is a messenger RNA of Eurytemora carolleeae, 969 nucleotides long. RefSeq names its product sepiapterin reductase-like. NCBI's taxonomy places the organism in Eukaryota, Metazoa, Arthropoda, Copepoda, Calanoida, Temoridae. The record is from RefSeq and is a predicted model, not a curated record. Gene Ontology annotation, molecular function: sepiapterin reductase (NADP+) activity. The transcript has 4 exons. Gene Ontology annotation, biological process: tetrahydrobiopterin biosynthetic process. Bases 21 to 839 code for a protein of 272 amino acids.
UAUUACUAUAGUAUAUAAACAUGUCUACCGUUAAGGACAUUAUCGGAGUCAGAUCUUUUGUCAUGAUAACAGGUGCUAGCCGUGGGUUUGGUCGAGCUGUAGCUCUGGAGCUUGGAAAGGUAGUCGGAGCAGGUUCUACUCUUCUCCUGGUCUCCAGGAAUAGGGCAGACCUGGAGACAACCAAGGAGAUAGUCCGAGACGCCCGUCCAGGAUUGGCGGUUGAACUGGAGUCGAUUGAUCUGGCGACCGCCGACAAGACCACGUUCACCAAUGUGGUUCGAGCCAACUAUGGGAGCGCGGAUCACGAAGUCGCUAUCGUUAUCCACAACGCUGGAACUCUGGGUCAAGAUGGUAGAAAGAUAACGGAUCUAACAGAUAUAUCUGAGAUGUCUGUAUAUUACCAGCUGAAUCUCUUCCAUGUAAUCUGUCUAAACUCUGUGUUUAAAUCCUGCUUCACACGCUCCAAGAUGGUUUACAUCAAUAUCUCGAGUAUACUCGCCCUCCAGCCCCUCACCACCUGGGGGAACUACUGCGGGGGCAAGGCAGCAAGGGAUGCAGUAUUCCGGGUGCUGGCAGUUGAGGAACCUGACUCCCAGGUUCUCAACUAUGCUCCAGGUCCCCUGGAUACACCAAUGAUAGAGGAACUACUAGCGGAUGAGAAGACGGAUCCAGUUGUGAGAACGAUGUUUGAAGAUCUGAAGAGGAACGGAUCAUUGCUUCGACCUGCCGACUCCGCUGCAGUUCUCAUAGCUCUGCUUAGAAAACAAAAUUUCAAAUCCGGCGAUCAUGUUGAUUAUUACGACAACAUCGCUAAAGAUGCCGGAGGAAGCACCCAGUAAACGUAAUCAUUCCACAAAUUUGCUUUAGCUUCUCCUGUAACCAUAAUAGUGAAUGAGAUCAGCGUACUGCAUUUAGUUAUUUACCUUUAAAAAUAAUGUCUGGCUCUUAAAAUAAAUUUAACAUGUUAAA